AUGGAGCUGUGGCAGCAGCUGAAGCAGGCAGGACUAGUGCCCCAGGGCCUGGGCCCACCCCCCAGGGCCCUGACCGGAGUCCCCCCAGAGGGGAGAGAUGACCAGGCUGUCGUGUCCCCAGGGGCAGACACCGGCAGUGCCAGGGAGAGCCUGCUGUGGAUCUGGGAGGAGCUGGGGAACCUCCGCCGCGUGGAUGUCCAGCUGCUGGGCCAGCUGUGCAGCCUGGGACUGGAGAUGGGGCAGCUGCGGGAGGAGCUGCUGGACUUCCUGGAAGAGGAGGACGAGUUCGCGGAGCGCGCGGAGGGAGAGCAGGGCGACGCGCCGGAGGAGGACGAAGGACGCUGGGGGGCCGCCUGCCCGGGGCCCGGCCACCGGCCCCCUGACUUUGAGAUGACCAUCUAG
Condylura cristata (star-nosed mole) is the source of this 402-nucleotide messenger RNA. It is a transcript of the gene ERICH4, whose product is annotated as glutamate-rich 4. The record is from RefSeq and is a predicted model, not a curated record. The transcript is spliced from 2 exons. NCBI's taxonomy places the organism in Eukaryota, Metazoa, Chordata, Mammalia, Eulipotyphla, Talpidae. Bases 1 to 402 code for a protein of 133 amino acids.